UGAUAUGAUACAACAAACGCUUCUCCUCCCACAACAUCAAAAGUUCCAUUCCCUUCAACAACCUGCCCAUUGACCUCAAACGUACCCCCUGUACACCCUUCCGCCUCAGGAAAAGGAAAAACAACCGUCCCCAUAGUCCCUUCAGGGCUCGUAAUUUCUAUAUUCCUGAUGAUACCUUCUGUAGCAUUCCACGCGACAUCAAUGGCGCCUUGCGGGACAGGAAACCUCCCCUUCGCCCAAGCCAGCCCCAGCGUCAACGGAGCGACCUUCCAUUCCCGAUAUCCCGGCGUGACGGCCUGGACUCCUAGGACAUGCUCGCUCAGCUCUCCCGUUGGGCCCGCGGCCCACGCGUGGCAGAGACUGGUGCUUCGCCCGAGAGCAGGCCCGCCGGCCGCGUCCAACGUUUCCCAGAAACAGCCCGUGUAGUUUGCGUUUUGAGGGUCUGCCAUGGGCGCCCAUAGGGUUUUGAGGAGAUGGAACGCAGUGUCGCUGUCUUUGGAUUCGAGCGCCGCGCGGAGGUGGUAUGCGGAUGCGUAGGGGCUGAUGUACGCUGCGAAGCCUGCUUCCACGGCUCCGGGGGAGAAGGCGAGAGGGCCGUUUGGAGUGGAGAGUUGAUUGAGGGUGGCUAGGAUGUCAGAGGCCGUGUGCUGAGGUGGAUUUACACCCGAGAGAAUCGCCAACGCGUUCGAGUCCUGGCCGAAGCCGUUUUGGAGGGCGUCGGAAAUGUAAUAUGCGUUGAGCUUGUCCGACCAGAGAGUAGCAGCGAUGGCUGUCCUCAAGCUAUCCAGCCGCGCAAUGUACGGCUCCGUGUCAACACCGGCGUCUUCUAGAAGUCCAAGGGAUUCUUGCAGUGCGUAUGCGUACACCAUGUUGAACUUGGACACGGCGCCAACCUGCGAUGCAUCGUAGUAAUUCCAAUCCCCGCUCAGAAUAACAUUGCUGAUAUUGAACAACCCCGUCUCGGGCAGCACCUGCGAGUGCGCCCAAUCCAGCAUCCGCAUGGUUCUAGGGGCCCAGUCGAGCGCUACUUGGAUGUCGCCUGUGCGUUUGUAGAAGUUGGCCGCUGCUGUGAGAAGGUUGAACGAGUACCCGAUCAAGCCAGUAAUAUUAGCAUUGAUGGGUUCCGCAAGCGGCUCUUGCUGGAUCUUUGCAUUGGGGACGAAGAAACCGGGAGUUAAUUGGAAGGAGCCUAGGAGAUCGAGCGAGCCUUUGACGUAGCUGGUGCCGUAGGUGCUGGCGAGCGACGAGAUCAACGCAAUGUCGAGAUCGCCGGCAUACGCGAUGCGGUCACGCUUGGAGCCAUCGACGGUCGUGUCCCUCGGAUUGGUUCCCAUGAGGAAAUCAUGGAGAAACGAGUCGUCGGUCAGCGACGCCGAAUAUAUGUCUUCACCCGCGAGAGUUGCCGCAGAAAGAUUUCGGAAUAUCGCUGAGUGACCAAGGGACGCGCCUAGACCGAACGAUCCCGCAAAAGCCGAUGUCUGCGAGAAUUGCAGGACGGGAGUCUUGUUGAUUGAAACCGUUAUGUCGGUCAUGUUGACAGUUGUCUCAACCUUAUGCCACGCGCCGAUGGUCAUGUUGGCAGGAAGCGCUGCAGUCGCAAGUGGCGCGGCAUCGUCCGAAGAACCAAAGUACGCCGCGAUAGAACCACUAGAAACAUCACAAGAGAUAUAAAUCCCAGAAUUGAGGGUAUCAGCCAGAACGGAGAAAGCCAGCCCCUUCACCACGGGCUUAACAUCAAAAGCCAACCGGUAGUGUGUCAAGCCAGCAGCUAAAGCGCCAAAUAGGACUUGCGGAGCCUGACUCUCCACCAAAGCCCCUUCAGAGGAGACCUGCCAAAACGGUACAACCGAGUUCGCAGGUAUAUCGUUGAGCUGGACAGUUCUCGCUCCGACUUUCCAGAUGCGAUUGAGAUCCUCGUCUGAAGUCUCAAAGGAUCCCGGGAGUUGGUCAAGAGGCGUGACCGGGAUUGUAGUCUUGACGCCGACGUUGCGCAAGACCAGCUCCCCCGCUGAAGACAGAUUCAGCUUCUGGUACCUGAAGCCUCCUUGAACAAGUCGAUUCGUGUGGUUCAUAGGGCCGGUGAUGUUGUAUCGGUUGACUCGAACCGCUUUGGAUUCGCUGUAUGUGAUCUCCAGACC
Messenger RNA from Periconia digitata, 2138 nucleotides. The record is from the annotation of a GenBank genome assembly. NCBI's taxonomy places the organism in Eukaryota, Fungi, Ascomycota, Dothideomycetes, Pleosporales, Periconiaceae.